Molecule: messenger RNA, 1820 nt
Organism: Ricinus communis (castor bean)
Lineage: Eukaryota; Viridiplantae; Streptophyta; Magnoliopsida; Malpighiales; Euphorbiaceae
Product: UDP-glycosyltransferase 89A2
Exons: 1
Coding region: 246-1682 (478 amino acids)
Molecular function (GO): UDP-glycosyltransferase activity
Source: RefSeq, a predicted model, not a curated record
UGUCUUCUCUUUUUGUAAGAGAUUGACACCGACAGUCACAGAGCUGUCCAAAUCUUUCUUAAUGACUAUUUGUCCGCACAAGACAAUCCCACAUACUAAAACAAUGACCUCAUUAGUUUAGAUCAUCUUCCCUCAUUUCCAAAACCAAAAAGACUCUUUCCACAAUUCGCCAUAACCCUCUCCACCGAUUUGGAAAAAGAAAAAGAAAAGAGAAAACAAGUAAAAUACCGUCUCCACCUGUCAUCAUGUCCGCCGCCGCGCCGAACAGUACCGGCGCUGGAGCCAAGAAACCACCGCAUAUACUAAUUUUUCCCUACCCAGCACAAGGCCACACGCUUCCUCUUUUAGAUCUAACCCAUCAGCUGUCUCUCCAUAACCUUACUCUCACCAUUCUAACCACACCCAAAAACCUCUCCACUCUCUCUCCGCUUCUCUCCACUCACUCUAACAUUCGACCUUUAAUCUUUCCUUUACCGUCUCACCCUUCACUCCCUGCAGGCGUAGAAAACGUUAAAGAGCUGGGCAACACUGGAAACUUGCCCAUAAUUGCGUCUUUAAGAAAGCUUUAUGAUCCCAUUAUCCAGUGGUUCCGUUCCCAGGUUAAUCCCCCUGUUGCUCUCAUUUCUGAUUUUUUUCUUGGGUGGACUUUAGCCCUGGCUAAUGAGAUCAAUAUUCCCAGAUUCACAUUUUAUUCAUCCGGUGCGUUCUUGGCUUCUGUCGCUGAUCAUUGUUGGAAUCAUAUUGAUGUUGUGAAGAAUUUAAAGGUUGUUGACUUUGUUGACUUGCCCACAACGCCGUCGUUUAACGAGGAGCAUUUGCCUUCUAUGUUUCGGUCUUAUGAUGAAUCCGACCCGGAUUGGGAGGUUGUUAAGGAAGGAUCGCUGGCUAAUAUGUCGAGUUAUGGGUGUGUUUUUAAUAGCUUUGAAGCUUUAGAAGGUGAGUAUUUGGGUUUCUUGAAAAAGAAAAUGGGUCAUGAUAGGGUUUAUGGCGUUGGCCCGCUUAGUCUCUUGGGUCCGGAUCACUCCCCCCGGGGUAACUCGGGUUCGUUUGCUCACGUGUUUAAUUGGCUUGAUGGGUGCCCGAAUGGGUCAGUGGUUUAUGUGUGCUUUGGGAGUCAAAAACUGAUGAGUAAUACACAAAUGGAGGCAUUGGCUACGGGUCUCGAAAUGAGCAUGGCCCGAUUUAUUUGGGUAGUGAAAACGGGCUCGGCUCACCAACGGGAAUCCGGAUAUGGAGAAGUACCCGAUGGGUUUGAGGACCGGGUUGCCAGACGGGGCAUGGUGGUAAGAGGGUGGGCCCCACAGGCGAAGCUACUGAGUCACGCCGCGGUGGGCGGGUUUUUGAGCCACUGCGGAUGGAACUCGGUGCUAGAAGGGAUAGCGAGUGAGGUGUUAAUACUGAGCUGGCCAAUGGAGGCUGACCAAUUUGUGAAUGAAAAACUGCUGAUGGAUCUAGGUAUGGCUGUGAGAGUGUGCAUGGGCACUGACUCGGUGCCGGACUCGGCGGAGUUAGGGAAAGUGAUUGGUGAGUCGAUGAAUGGAGUUGGAUAUGAGCAAGAGAAAAGGAAGGCUAGAGAGUUGAAAAGUAGAGCACUGGGUGCUGUAAGAGAGGGCGGAAGUUCAUUAAGAGACCUAAAGGAGUUGGUCAAUGAGCUAAACAAGGACCAUGGCUACAUGAAUUAAUUCAAAUUUGAGGUGAAUUUAAGCUUUUUCCUUUUCAAAAUCAUACCAGGGACAAGUCACUUUUGUGUCAAUGCAAGAUGAAAAGAUAUAUAUGUAUUUUGAGGAAUGCUUUCCUAAAUAAAAGCUUUUAUUUAUACA